Molecule: messenger RNA, 1904 nt
Organism: Nilaparvata lugens (brown planthopper)
Lineage: Eukaryota; Metazoa; Arthropoda; Insecta; Hemiptera; Delphacidae
Product: protein PFC0760c
Exons: 3
Coding region: 227-1885 (552 amino acids)
Source: RefSeq, a predicted model, not a curated record
GUUUUCAAAUUAAAUAAAAAUAAUUGUAAAAUUAAUAAUAGUUCCAUGAGUUUUUAUCAAGGUACCUAGAAUACAUUAUAGGAUACAAAUCAUUAUAAUUAUUGUGAUCAUGUGAUAAAAAUCCGCUCAAAACAUUUUUAUACAUGCAACAUGUGAUUAAAGAAAUACUACAAAACUAACCCCUUAAAUUAUUUGGAAGAUUUUAUAAUAGAAUAAUAGAAGGAAUAUGACAAAUAAACCAAAAAGAUUAGAAAAUUCUACAUUUGCUUUCCUUAAUUUUUAUUCUUUGAUUUUAAUUUUUGCAAUUAUUACCAAAAUCUGCACAGGAGUAACUUUGGACGAAGAAACGAUAACAUCUCUAAUCCACAAAGAAUCUGGUUUACAAUCAAUAGACUCUGCUUCAAACCAUGAUCUAGAACAAGUGGAUUCAACAGAUGGAUCUCUCACUCAUGAACAUCCUGCAAAUUUGAUAGAUUCGCUUGAGUAUGCCAAUUCCGAUCAAAUGGAAAAUGAUAAAUUCAAUACAUACUUGUCGGAACAAACUGGAAAUGGAUCAUCAACAUGGAAUCUAGUCAAUAAACAGAGCAAACCAUCUCGCUCUGAAGAAGGAGAAGACUACUGUAACUCACAAAAUGAAACCGGCAAGAAAAAAGUUAUAAAUAUUUCAGCUACUACUUCAACUGUAACUAAAAUUUCAAUUAUCAUGGAUGGUGAUGAUGAAGAGGAGGAUGAUGAUGGUGAUGAUGGUUGCACCCCUGAAAUUAGUUCUUACACUACUAAAGCAACAACCAAAAAAUGUUCAGUUUGUACAAGCAAAACCAAAGAAGGGUGCAACAAAGAAAAUGGAGGUGAGAAAGCCAAUGAUGAGUAUUUGGAGAAAGCUCCAACCAAAUUUGUAUGUACUGUUACAACAGAGGAAAUUCAACAAGAUGAUGAUAAAGAUAACAGCGAUGAUACUCUUAAUGAGGUUCAAGAGGAACUGAAUGAUGAGGAUGAUCAUUUCCAGCCAGCAACAACAAGACCGAUUAGCUCAACUGAAAGAUUACGGCAAAAGAGAAAUUAUUUUAAAAAGUAUAACAGUUAUAAGAAUGAAAUGGAAAAUCAGAUGGGAUACACCUCUGAUAACUUCAAAAAUAGAAAUGCACAAGAAAUAUCAAAAGAGGAAAAAAUAAUGAAAAUACAAGCUCUGCUUCAAGACAUUCAACGAAAGCUUGGUGCCCAUAGUUAUAGACAAAUGAAUGAGUUAAGGAUUGUCAAAAAGAAAAUGGAAGAUUUUGAGAAAAAUAACUUGGAAAAAAGCGAAAGCAAUACAGAAAUCGAUGAUGAUCUAUUGGACAAGUUACGGAAGGCAUUGAUUAAACAGUAUGAAAAUGAAAACAAAUUUGCCAAUAAUGACGGUUGGGAAUUUAAAAAUUUUGAGAUUGGACAAGAGAAAAAUAUGGGAGAUGAUUUUGAAAAUAUUCAGCACAGUUUGAAGUAUCCAUAUGACAGCCAACAAGAUAAUCUGGUUAAUGAAUUCGACUACAAUGGAAUUUGGCUGGGAAAAAGCAAUUUGCAAAAUGACAAUAGUUGGAGCAACAUUGAUAGAAUUGCAGAUUAUAAAAAUAAAUUGAAAGAAGGAAGAAGAAAUUUCAAUUUUAACAAACAAGAAACGGACUUUCUGAUAUCAACUAAUCUGGAUGGGAAGCACUUCAACUCAAACUUGGCCAAAGUCAAUUCUGAAAACUUAAAAAGGAGUAUCAACUGUUCCCAAAAAGUUUUCAAUGAAAUUUCAAAAGAAAUGAAUGAAAAUGAAGCAGCGCAAGAAAAUAGCUCGCCUGUCUACAUUUCUCAAAUCUACUUGAUUGACAGUAAUGAAUCAGAUGCAAAAUUGAAUAAUCAAUGAAUAAAUUACCUAACUUUGA